AUGGCCAACCGCAAGCGUCAGAGCACAGGCCGCGGCCCCAGCAGACACGAGGGGAGGCCCAAGUCGCUCAGCCUGCCUCCCGAGGCCACGCUCCCCGGGGACGCGCAGAGAGGCUUCAAGGCCCAGACCAGGUCUCCUGAGGAGAGGCCGAAGUGGCCCCAAGAGCAGGUCUGCAGCAGCCCCGAGAAGCCGAGGAAGCAGCAGCGCUCCGACCUCAAUGGGCCCAGUGACAACAACAACUUCCCGGAGACAAAGAAGGUGGCAUCGUUUCCGAGUUUCGUGGCCGUUCCAGGGCCCUGCGAGCCAGAGGACCUCAUCGAUGGCAUCAUCUUCGCCGCCAACUACCUGGGGUCCACCCAGCUGCUGUCGGAGCGGAACCCGUCCAAGAACAUCAGAAUGAUGCAGGCCCAGGAGGCCGUCAGCCGGGUCAAGAGGAUGCAGAAGGCGGCCAAAAUCAAGAAAAAGGCGAACUCGGAGGUCGACGCCCCGACCCUGACCGAGGUGGACCUGUUCAUCUCCACGCAGAGGAUCAAGGUGUUGAAUGCCGACACUCAGGAGGCCAUGAUGGACCACGCGCUGCGCACCAUCUCCUACAUCGCGGACAUCGGCAGCAUCGUGGUGCUCAUGGCCCGGCGCCGCAUGCCGCGCUCGGCGUCGCAGGACUGCAUCGAGAGCACGCCCGGGGCCCCCGAGGGCAGGAAGCAGUACAAGAUGGUCUGCCACGUGUUCGAGUCCGAGGACGCCCAGCUCAUCGCCCAGUCCAUCGGCCAGGCCUUCAGCGUGGCCUACCAGGAGUUCCUGAGGGCCAACGGCAUCAACCCCGAGGACCUGAGCCAGAAGGAGUACAGCGACGUCAUCAGCACCCAGGAGAUGUACAACGACGACCUCGUCCACUUCUCGAAGUCGGAGAACUGCAAGGAGCUGCAGCUGGAGAAACACAAGGGCGAGAUCCUGGGCGUGGUCGUCGUGGAGUCGGGCUGGGGCUCCAUCCUGCCCACCGUGAUCCUGGCCAACAUGAUGAACGGGGGGCCGGCCGCGCGCUCCGGGAAGCUGAGCAUCGGGGACCAGAUCACCUCGGUCAACGGCACGAGCCUGGUGGGGCUGCCGCUCGCCACCUGCCAGAGCAUCAUCAAGGGUCUGAAGCACCAGACGCAGGUGAAGCUGAACAUCGUCAGCUGUCCCCCGGUCACCACAGUGCUCAUCAAGCGGCCGGACCUCAAGUACCAGCUGGGCUUCAGCGUGCAGAGCGGAAUUAUCUGCAGCCUGUCGCGAGGGGGCAUCGCGGAGAGAGGGGGCGUCCGCGUCGGCCACCGCAUCAUCGAGAUCAACGGGCAGAGCGUGGUGGCCACGGCCCACGAGAAGAUCGUGCAGGCCCUGUCCAACUCGGUGGGGGAGAUCCACAUGAAGACCAUGCCCGCCGCCAUGUUCAGGCUCCUCACCGGCCAGGAGACCCCACUGUACAUCUAGGCCCGUCGCGCGCCCGAGGACGCCGCCCCCGCACGUGGACACGGGGCGCGUCCUUGUCGGAGGAGAGUCACAGGAGCCGAACUCUGUGGGACCCGCGUGUGCCGUGGCCGGGGCCGUGUGCCCGCUGUGACUGCCGGGGUGGCCUGUGUCCCCAUGCCGAGGGCGUGGCGGGUCCCCGAGGACGGUGGCAGCGGGAUGAGGCAGCCACCCCGGGGGCCUCAGGCGGCUGGCGUGGGCGCCGGCUCGGGAUGUCACGAUCGAGGUGUGGGGACGUGCGGCUGCUCACCGAGAAGGGACGAUGCGGGUCACACCGCUGCUCGACUUCUGGUGUGACAGGCCGCUCCUCGGACCGGAGGGCUUCCAGGUGGCCCGUGACCACACCUGCUGCCAUCCUCCCCUGUCCCCUGGUCGCCUGGACCUGCCUGGGCCCCCCGCGUGGGGCCUGCCCGCUCCCGCCCGGACAGCACAGCGACACGGGU
Messenger RNA from Pteropus alecto (black flying fox), 1946 nucleotides. RefSeq names its product amyloid beta precursor protein binding family A member 2 (gene APBA2). The record is from RefSeq and is a predicted model, not a curated record. Gene Ontology annotation, molecular function: amyloid-beta binding; protein binding. The transcript has 13 exons. The coding region runs from base 1 to 1467 and encodes 488 amino acids. NCBI's taxonomy places the organism in Eukaryota, Metazoa, Chordata, Mammalia, Chiroptera, Pteropodidae. Gene Ontology annotation, biological process: chemical synaptic transmission. Gene Ontology annotation, cellular component: cytoplasm; dendritic spine; plasma membrane.